This is a messenger RNA of Haliotis rubra (blacklip abalone), 5395 nucleotides long. Its product is annotated as rho GTPase-activating protein 39-like. Gene Ontology annotation, molecular function: protein binding; GTPase activator activity. Gene Ontology annotation, cellular component: cytoplasm; cytoskeleton. Gene Ontology annotation, biological process: signal transduction. The record is from RefSeq and is a predicted model, not a curated record. Lineage: Eukaryota; Metazoa; Mollusca; Gastropoda; Lepetellida; Haliotidae.
AGAUUAUUUCAUGCUCCAUAUUUGAUCAUUCUCAUGCUACAUAUUCAACCUUCUUAUUGAGUCUCUAAGAAAGGUCACUUUCCACUUUAAUUUUCCUUCUUUUGAAAAAGAAGUAAAUAUUAUAAAUGAACAUCUGCAAGAUACGUAUGGAAAAAAUGGUGUGGUUUAGUGGAAAAUAUUCAAGGACUGAUUAAAAGUAAGAAAUCUCCAACUGGUGGGUAUUGGACAUACUAAGUUGGUUGAAACGUGUUUAGUGAUAUCCUGAAUGAUCACGAUUUCAAGAGGAGACAGAAUUGGACAUGCAUAUGAUGACUCAUGAACAUAUUCCGUGAACAAGAAUCUCGUGUAUUUGCCGCCAAUGUCAUAUUUGACAUGUAAUUAUAUUUGAUGAAUACGACUAUGAAUAGAGGAGGAAUCAUAUCGCUCAAACAAGGAUACCUUUAUUGAAACUGUAGCUUAGACUUGAAUGGAUCACACGGCUGUGUGUUAACCAGUCAUUGGCAGGAAUAUUGAUGACUUAGACGGGACAGCUGAAAACGAUUCCCAGAAUGGAAUACUGGAGCCAGACAUGGUCACAGAUGGCGUUGUGAAUGAAUCGCUUUUAGACCCUGUGUCAUCUACGACAGACUUACAAGUCUGACUGUCCUGGUCUUAUUUUUAAUUGUCACCCUUUGAUCUUGGUGAUUGUGUUAUUUUAUGCGGAAUGUGAAGAAUGCGUUGUCUUUGAAGAGGCGAUAAAAGCGACUUCUGAUACAGAAAGUGAUAUUGUUUUUAAAUCACUAAGGCAUUGUCGAUCAAGUUGAAACAGGUUUUUGAUGGCUAUAUAUAGAAAUAGAAGUGAAAUUUUACAUUCUGAAUGAUUCUUAUGAAAAGGAUUGUCGUGAUUCAAUCGGUUGCAAAGGAUUAUUGAUGUCUGUGGAAUAAUUUGAAACUUGGAAUGAUUGAGAGGAAGACAGUUCAACGGUUAGGUGACGAAGAAAAAUGUGUUCAUAUCAACCAAACCAGCGAAUAAAAGGGAAGUGUCCAUGUUAUGUGUUCAAACAAUAAAUGUGAUUUACAUUGUGAACAGAUUCAAAGACUUGUCCUGUUAUACAGUGAAAACAUAUUGACCAAUAAGCCAUGCUGCAGUUGGAAUAACAUCAUAUAAGCUGCUAUAGCGAUUCAGGAGAAGUCUUUGUUCAUUGGUACCUGAAGAAGGCUGGAGUUCCAUCAGGAUAGAUGAACCAGUGAAACGUCAGAAUGGGGAAGAAAUUGGAUAACCAGGCCUACUCCUCCCAUUUUGGGUGGGAAUGGGUGGAAAUCAUCGAGCCCCAGACCAAGGAGCACAUGUACGCCAACCUCACCACUGGCGAAUGUGUGUGGGACCCACCCCCAGGGGUCAAAAUUAAAAAGACUGAUGACAACCAGUGGUGGGAGCUGUUUGACCCGAACACAUCCCGGUUCUAUUAUUACAAUGCCACGAGUCAGAAGACGGUGUGGCACCGACCACAGAAUUGUGACAUCAUUCCACUAGCUAAACUACAGACGUUGAAACAGAACACAGAGGUUCGGGGCCGUGAGGAGGCACGACUCACAUCCGUCAAAUGUGAAAUGGGCACCCAGACACCAGACAGACAAUCGUUAGAUGGCCACAGCAGCAACCCAUACUUGUUCGAGGAAGCGGAUUUCAUGUCAUUUCUGACAGUGAACAUGGAUGGUUUAUCCAAUGCUGUGAUUACAAUGAUGGGCAACACAAUCUCUCAUUCCUACUCAGAAAUAACCCUGUGUUUGUUGAUAUCAUCAGUGACUAUUGUAUAUGGUUUUCUCAUGUUUUGGCGACAGAGGCGAGAACAUGUACGGGCAGGAUCAUUGAAGAAUUCAAGUCAAAGCAGUCCAAGAAGCUCUCGAAAGCAACGCUUUCAUCGACAGGACUCUACAUCUUCGCAGAGCAGUUCCAGUCGCCAGGACAACUCGGACCAACAAGUUAAUGGCGAUCGUGCACGUCGCCGAGGAAGUCAGUCAUCAUCCGUGAGCCAGAGCAGCUACAGUGCUCCUGUUUCUGUUGUUCAGCCAAGUGUGGUGCGUCGCGAUUCCUUCGAAAUGCCUCCAAGGACAAUUAUUGACUCACCUCGACCUCAGAGGUCAAGGUCACUACACAAAACACCCAGUGACAGUAACGUGCCAAGCCGCGGCGGGAGCUGUCGUCGGCAUGAUAUGGGUGUAGGGGGGCAGGACGAUAACAUUAAUCUACAACAUGCUCAUCACCCAAGGCAGAGAAGUUUUCCAGAACAGUCCAUGGAAGGCUUCCCUACAUCGGUGAGUUACGUGCGAGCAGAUAACUAUGCUCAGGAUGUGCUGAGCGGACAUGAACGUCUCUAUAGUCCCGAUCUCCGAGGAAAAGACGAAUAUUUGGCGUUCAGUCAGGACAUUGUGAACCAGCAAGGAAACAUCAGCCCCAUUCCACAAAAACCUAAACUUCGUUUCCCUCGAACCAACCCUGCCUAUAUCGGCAUAUCGAAACGAGAUGGUAACACAGCUUAUAAGAAAAUCAAUGUAGAAGGUCAGGCGGGGUAUGAUUUACCAUACCCAGCAGACCCAAGCAUGUAUUCUAGUAUGGGAAUUCAGACAUCCCAGUCUUACACAGACUGCCCCGAAAAUUACAUGUAUCAUCGACAUGAACGAUCGGACAGCGAUACAUCCCAUUCUUCUAACCGAGGUCAUUAUCUCUGGCACGACAGGACAGACAGUCAGACGUCUCAUUCGUCCCGAAAUCGGGAACUGUCUGACAGCCAGUCAUCGCAGGGUUCGCUACGCAACAUGUCAGAUACCCAGUCAUCGGCUGGGUCGUUGCGGAACUUACAGGAUAGUGCUGUUUCUGUUCAAGACAGUGUUUCGUCAAAAGGAUCGGGUCGGAGCACCGACCCAGAUAUUAUGCAUGAUCGGUCAAAUAGUCAGUUGUCUCAGAGGUCAAUCACAGUGACCAAUUCGGAGCCAGAUCAAGAACCGGAUUAUGCCAAUGUUCCCGGGUAUUCAUCCCACAAUCCUCAAAGACUACCCGCCGCCAAGCUUGUCAUGUCGAACCGUUGUAUUCAGGACCAGGGGUUCGAGGAGUCCGACAGCAGUAGUGUUUUCUCGUGCAAUUCUCCAAGGGGGCUAAUCCAGCCCUCUCCUACUCCACUACAACAAGAGACCCACCAUCCAUCUCUACGCAGGAAGAAGGGUCCUCCAGUGGAACGUGGCUCGGAACCAGUCCCUGUAAAUCCUGCCCUUGAGAAGAGCCAGUCCUUGCAGACGGACAUCUCACAGCGCCCUCUGUCAAUGGUUGUGGCUUCUCAGUCCGAAGCGAAUAUGUCGCUUAGUCCCAGCACAGGAUCUCUAAACAGACAGAACCGCCCGGGCACGGUGCCACCGUCAGGCUCUGGCAGUAGUCUGUCUCAUUCCCAGAAACUUCCGUCGGAGAGCGACAUCGAGAACUACGCCCCGGACCUCAACCGACACAAAAAGGGACUGUUUGGGAAGAAAGUGCCUCUCACCAACAUGCUGGUCUGAUCAAAGGACCUGAUACAGAAACCCAUGCUGAGGACCAAUGACAAAAACAUGAAGAAAGAAGCAUGUGACGUCUUCAAAUAUAUCCUUAUGUACAUGGGAGAUCGCAAGACAAAGCAGGCCCCGAUGAGCGUUGCCCUAGAUAUCAUAACUAAAGGCUGGAGUAUCCCCCAGCUGCGAGACGAGAUCUACAUCCAGCUCUGUCGUCAGACUACAGAGAACAAAAAAGAGGAGAGCCUACAGCGUGGCUGGGAGCUGAUGGCUGUCUGUCUCAAUUUCUUCCCUCCAACACACAAGUUCUACUCGUACCUGGAGGGCUACAUUUCCAAACAUAUGGACCAGAUAUUUGAUAUGCCAAAUGUGCCAAUCAGUCACUUUGCUAAUCACUGCUACCAAAGACUAGAGCGAGCCCUGGCAACCGGCGCCAAGAAGGGAGUCCGAAAACCUACCUUAGAUGAGGUGGAACAGGCUAAGAAAUCCAUCUUCCACCCGUCUAUGUUCGGAAGUUCCCUUGAUGAUGUACUGCUGAUGCAAAAGGAUCGUUAUCCUGAAAGGACGUUGCCAUGGAUACAGACAAUCCUUUCGGAAGAAGUUCUACGACUCAAUGGUGCUCAGACGGAGGGCAUAUUUAGAGUGCCCGGUGAUAUUGACGAGGUAAAUGCGUUGAAGAUUCGUUGUGACCAGUGAUCCCCGUCAGACUGCCCCGACCCCCAUGUGCCGGCUUCCCUGCUCAAGCUGUGGUACCGAGAGCUGUACGAACCUCUCAUACCCUCCCAUUUCUACGAGGACUGCGUUGUCAAUUACUCCAACCCGGAGGCAGCCAUCUCAGUGGUCAACCAACUGCCCCACAUCAACCGCCUUGUUCUCUGUUAUCUCAUUAGGUUUCUCCAGGUAUUUGCUGCUCCAGAGAACGCCAGUGUCACAAAAAUGGACGUAAAUAACUUGGCAAUGGUGAUGGCACCUAACUGUCUCCGCUGUGAGAGUGAUGACCCUCGGAUCAUAUUUGAAAACACACGCAAGGAAAUGGGAUUCCUUCGGACACUAAUCCAACAUUUAGAUACCAGCUUCAUGGAAGGCAUUGUUUGAUUGUGGAGCUGAAAUUAGUCUUUUUUUUCUCACUUGUUGUUUUCUUGAGUAUUACGGAAGCUGUUGAUGAACAGCAGAAAUAAUCCUUCACUGUUAUGAGAGUUCAGCCUUCCAUGUCUUUCCAGACUUCUUUGCUGAAGAGCUCCACAUUGACGUUUUCUUUAUCUCCAGUGCUGAAGAGACGAAUCUUCCAAGCUGUUAUGAAGUGUUAAUCCAGUUACAACCGUGUUACGUCGUCAUUGUACUUGUACAUAGGGCAGAACCAAUACAAUGUUGUGAAGGCAUUUAGGCAGAUCUGGAUCAACAAUUGACAAUGAUAUUUAAGUUUACAUCUCUUUUUUUUCAAAGCAAUUUUUAUGAUUAAAAUUCAUAUUAAUACAAGAAAAGAAAAUUGGAUUAUUGUUAUUUUUUUUAUCUUAUAAAACUGUUAGUCAUAUAAGGGAAUAAAGGUUUUAUGAAACAGGAUGUUAUGUGUGCAGAGAAAUUAACCAGAAAAAGUUGCGUUAAUUUGUGCAACAUUGAAAGCUGAACCAGAUCUGCCUGACGAUGAGCCUUUGACCAUAAUACCAGCUGCAUAACCACAUUGUAUGGCUCGUAAUGACGUUGAACUGUUUAUGUGGUGAUGUUAUUGUUGUCAUCAUGAGCUUCCCUUGCAGUGAGAUGCACCACCUAUACUCAAACACGUAAGAAACGCAACAUUUUCAUUCAUGUUUAUACUGACACAAGAUGGUUGUCCUGCCUUACCAUGAAACAGUUUGCAAUACUGGUCAGAUUAUACUUCUCA